Molecule: messenger RNA, 387 nt
Organism: Indicator indicator
Lineage: Eukaryota; Metazoa; Chordata; Aves; Piciformes; Indicatoridae
Product: ribonuclease H-like
Exons: 2
Coding region: 1-387 (128 amino acids)
Molecular function (GO): nucleic acid binding; RNA-DNA hybrid ribonuclease activity
Source: RefSeq, a predicted model, not a curated record
AUGGAUGUUGGUACUGACAGGACUGUUACCGAAGAGGGUGAAGGUAGUGCACAAGUAGGAGAGCUGCGUGCACUUAUGUUAGCCGUCGAGAAUGGUGCCAAAGCCGUCUACACUGACUCUUACGCCACCUUCAAAGGAGCCACAGAGUGGAUUUGCCAAUGGGAAGCAAACCAGUGGGAAAUAGGUAGCACCGAAGUUUGGCGAGCUUCAGACUGGCAGAGGCUACUGGAGAUAGGCCGGUCGAGACCCAUCAUGGUGGGAUGGGUCAAAGGACACUCCAAGCAAGACACCCUUGCUGUGAUGUGGAACCAGCAGGUGGACGGCCUGGCACGAAUCCAUGUGCGGUCCAGGUUAGAGGUCGAAGAGCCAACAGGGAAGCGCCAUUAA